AUGGUUGACCCGAUUACCGUAACCUACCGCGAGCGCAUCGCUGUGAUUACGCUGAAUCGGCCUGAGAAAUUGAAUGCUCUCGAUCAGGAUCUGUACUACCAACUCGGCGAACGUCUGCGCGAGAUCGAGAAGAGAGAUGAUAUCUCCAUCACCGUGCUCACAGGCACAGGGCGGUUUUUCUCUGCCGGCGCAGACGUAACAGCCUCCCGCCCCUCCGGUGCCCUCUCCUCCUCCGCCCGCCGCGACAUCCUCCGCAGCUUCGUCGCCAACAACGUCGACGUCACCCGCGCCUUCUACUCGCACCCCAAGAUCCUCGUCGUCGCGCUUAACGGCCCCGUCGUCGGGCUUUCCGCGGCCCUUGUCGCCUUUGCAGAUUUCAUCUAUGCGACUCCGCAUACAUUCCUGCUUACCCCGUUCUCCUCGCUCGGCCUCGUCGCCGAGGGCGGCGCAAGCCGCGCCUUCGUCGAACGAAUGGGCAUCUCCAAAGCAAAUGAAGCUCUCAUAAUGAGCAAGCGGAUAACAUGUCCCGAGCUCGAGAGCACGGGGUUCGUUAACAAAGUUAUUCCCGCGCCAUCCGGGGAGCAGACCGAUUCUCAGGGGUUUUUGGGUAAAGUGCUGGAAGAGGUAGAAGAGCGGUUGGGGAGUCAUUUGAACCAGAGCAGUUUGUUGAAGAUUAAGGAGUUGAUUCGGCGGCCGGAACGGGAGGUGCUGGAGAGGCAGAAUGGGAUUGAGGCGUUUAUGGGGUUAGAGAGGUUUUUGAGUGGGGUGCCGCAGGAGGAGUUUCGGCGGUUGGCUAGUGGGGAGAAAAAGCAUAAGCUGUAG
This is a messenger RNA of Aspergillus chevalieri, 822 nucleotides long. RefSeq names its product dodecenoyl-CoA isomerase. The coding region runs from base 1 to 822 and encodes 273 amino acids. Gene Ontology annotation, cellular component: peroxisomal matrix. The transcript has 2 exons. Gene Ontology annotation, biological process: fatty acid beta-oxidation. The record is from RefSeq and is a predicted model, not a curated record. Lineage: Eukaryota; Fungi; Ascomycota; Eurotiomycetes; Eurotiales; Aspergillaceae.